Hypomesus transpacificus is the source of this 3316-nucleotide messenger RNA. It is a transcript of the gene med24, whose product is annotated as mediator complex subunit 24. The record is from RefSeq and is a predicted model, not a curated record. Gene Ontology annotation, molecular function: transcription coregulator activity. Gene Ontology annotation, cellular component: mediator complex. NCBI's taxonomy places the organism in Eukaryota, Metazoa, Chordata, Actinopteri, Osmeriformes, Osmeridae. Bases 118 to 3087 code for a protein of 989 amino acids. The transcript has 26 exons.
UACAGACAAAGAUGGCGUCUAUUUCUUUGUCAAUCUGAAGAUUCUUCUGCAAUUAUCUGUUAAAUUAAUAUUUUACGGGUGUUGCAGCUCUUGAAAGUACAAUAUUAUCCUGUCAGGAUGAAGGUGGUUAAUUUGAAACAAGCGAUACUGCAGGCUUGGAAGGAGCGCUGGAGUGACUACCAGUGGGCCAUAAACAUUAAAAAAAACUUUCCAAAAGGCGCCACAUGGGACUAUCUCAAUCUUGCAGAAGCUCUUAUGGAGCAAGCAAUGAUAGGCCCCUCUCCCAACCCACUUAUCCUGUCUUACCUCAAGUACGCCAUCAGCUCUCAGAUGGUGUCUUAUUCAACUGUCCUCACAGCCAUCAGCAAGUUUGACGACUUCUCUCGAGAACUCUGCGUCAAGUCUCUGCUCGAGAUCAUGGACAUGUUCUGCCAUCGCCUCAGCUGCCACGGAAAAGCCGAAGAGUGUAUUGGGCUGUGCCGGGCCCUGCUGGGUGUGGUGGUGUGGCUGCUGCAGGGCUGUGCCUUCUACUGUGAGAGGCUGAGGGAUCUGGGGCCAUCCGCCAGCACAGAGGCCAGUCUGAGAGCCUGUGAGGAGAGGCUGGCCAAUCUGAUGGCUAGUACCAAGAACAGGGCCCUCAUUCACAUCGCCCGUCUGGAGGAACAAGCCUCUUGGACCAAUGUGGAGCAAGCAGUGGUCCGAGUCACAGACAGCCUCAGUAGUCUGACCAAUCAGACACUGAGAACCAAGCUGGAGGAGUGUGUGUCAUUGGUGAAAAGUAUUCCUCAGAUGCUGUCAGUACAAAGCAACCCUCCACUCCACACGUCCUUCCCAUCUGUCCAUGCCUUCGUCAUGUUGGAAGGCACCAUGAACCUCACAGGGGAGAUCCAGCCAUUGGUGGAGCAGCUGAUGAUGAUCAAAAGAAUGCAGCGUAUCCCUGCUCCUCUGUUUGUGUUGGAGAUCUGGAAGGCCUGCUUCACUGGCCUCAUCGAGUCUCCAGAGGGCACCGAGGAGCUCAAAUGGACAGCCUUUACGUUCCUCAAGAUCCCUCAGGUUCUCCUCAGACUGAAGAAGUACCCUCAAGGGGACAAGGGACAGGACUUCAUGGAGGAUGUAAACAUUGCCUUUGAGUACCUGCUGAAACUCACUCCUCUGCUGGACAAGGCUGACCAGCGAUGCAAUUGUGACUGUCUCAAUAUGCUGCUGCAGGAGUGCAAUAAGCUUGGUCUGCUGUCAGACUCCAACACAACCAACCUCACCUCUAAACGGGCUGAGGAUAGGGAGUACUUCCCAAGGCUGAAGACAGCUGAAAACGCCAACAUCCAGCCCAACCCAGGCCUCAUCCUUCGAGCCGAGCCUACCGUCACCAACAUCCUCAAGACGGUGGAUGCAGACCAUUCCAAGUCUCCUGAGGGUCUGCUGGGGGUUCUGGGACACAUGCUGUCCGGGAAGAGUCUGGACCUCCUGCUUGCGGCGGCUGCUGCUACAGGGAAACUCAAGUCGUUCGCAAGAAAAUUCAUUAAGCUAAAUGAAUUUCCCAAGCACAUUAGUGGAGAAGGAUCCAAAUCUGCUUCGGUCCGAGCUCUUCUGUUUGACAUCUCCUUCCUCAUGCUCUGUCACGUGGUACAGACCUACGGCUCAGAGGUGAUCUUGUCCGAGCCGAGCCCCUCCGGGGAGACCCCGUUCUUUGAGACGUGGCUGCAGACGUGCAUGCCAGAGGAGGGCAAGACUCUGAACCCUGACCAUCCCUGCUUCAGGCCAGAGUCUGGCAAGGUGGAGAGCCUGGUGGCCCUGCUUAACAACUCCUCUGAGAUGAAGCUAGUUCAGAUGAAGUGGCAUGAGAUUUGCCUCAGCACGCCUGCCGCUAUUUUAGAAGUUCUGAACGCAUGGGAAAACGGAGUGCUUUCAGUAGAGGCGGUGCAGAAGAUCACAGACAACAUCAAGGGGAAGGUGUGCAGCAUGGCUAUCUGUGCUGUGGCCUGGCUGGUGGCCCAUGUUAGGAUGCUGGGGCUGGAUGAGAGGGAGAAGCCUCAGACCAUGAUCCGCCAGCUCAUGAACCCCCUGUAUGGGGAAAACACUCUGCAGUUCUACAACGAACGAGUGGUGAUCAUGAGCUCCAUCCUGGAGCACAUGUGUGCUGACGUCUUCCAGCAGACGGGCCUGGCCCUGAGGCCCCCCAUUGAGGGCCAGGAACCCAUCCCCUACCGGAACCUGCUGCCGGCCAAGGAGCCCAUCCACGAGGCCCUCAGCAAGCAGUUCCGCACCGUGCUGUGGAAGGGCUGGGUGGACAGCCGGGCGCUGCACCUGUUUGAGAGCUUGCUGCACAUGGGAGGUGUUUUCUGGUUCACCAACAACCUGGUCAAGGAACUUCUGAAGGAGACUCGGCAGGAGUGGGCUAACCGUGUGGUGGAACUUCUCUACAGUAUCUUCUGCUUGGACACCCAGCAGAUUACCCUUACUCUGCUGGGCCACAUCCUGCCAAACCUGCUCACAGACUCUGCCCACUGGCACAGCCUGGCGGACCCACCUGGCAAAGCUUUAGCCAAGCUCUCAGUGUGGUGUGCCCUCAGCUCGUACUCCUCCAGCCACAAAGGACAGGCCUCUGCCAGGCAACGCAAGAGGCAGAGGGAGGACAUUGAGGACUACAGCAGCCUGUAUCCUCUGGAUGACACGCAGCCCUCCAAACUGAUGCGUCUCCUCAGCUCCAAUGAGGACGAGCCGGUGGUCCUCUCCAGUCCAGGUGACCGCUCCAUGAGCAGCUCCCUGUCCGCCUCCCAGCUGCACACCGUCAACAUGAGGGACCCUCUCAACCGUGUCCUAGCCAAUCUGUUCCUGCUUAUCUCCUCCAUCCUGGGCUCCAAGACCGCAGGACCACACACCCAGUUCGUCCAGAGCUUCAUGGAGGAGUGUGUGGAGUGCCUGGAGCAGGGAAGUCGCGGCAGCAUCCUACAGUUCAUGCCUUUUACCAUGGUAUCAGAGCUAGUAAAGCUGCCUGCUCUGGCCAAGCCCAAGGUGGUUCUGGCCAUCACAGACCUGACCCUGCCUCUAGGGAGAAGAGUAGCUGCCAAGGCUAUCUCUGCCCUCUAGGACCCGUCUCCACCAUGCCUCCCAGAUGAACACUGACAUACAUUCACCUGCCAUUUCAAUGGAGCAGGUGCAUUCUUUUUUUCAAAAAACGUGUUUGUUGUAGUCUUUUAGGUUAUUACUAUGUUUGUGAAACCAAUUCAAUUAUUUUUCAGUUAUGAGUCUGUUAAAACAAAAGUAAACAAUGUAAACAGCCUUUUUUGUAAUAAAGCAAAACCAUGAGGAAAGUCUA